Molecule: messenger RNA, 1576 nt
Organism: Thalassophryne amazonica
Lineage: Eukaryota; Metazoa; Chordata; Actinopteri; Batrachoidiformes; Batrachoididae
Product: tetratricopeptide repeat protein 5-like
Molecular function (GO): protein binding
Source: RefSeq, a predicted model, not a curated record
UGUUGUAUCUAUUAUUUAUGUCAAGCACAAUCUUUUUGUAUAACAGUCGGAGUUACUUUGCGAACGGACCAAAGAACAACAUCCGCUUCGAGUUAAACCUUCUUGUGGACAUUCUGCAGGUUUUGUUUCAAUAAUCAGAUUUUUGUGUCACUUCACAGAUAAGAUAUUAGAGCUGCUUUUGCCUCAUAACGGGGCCCGACUUAUGUCCUCCGUGCGACUGAUUAAAGAUAAAGAUGGCAAACAGGGACUCUGGAGAAGAGAAAAAAGAACUUGAAACAAUAAAGGAGCUUGUGGAUGAACUCUAUAAAUUCAGAGAUUGUUAUUUUGAGACUCACAGUGUGACAGAUGCCAAACGGAAACGGAGUGAUGUCACAGAGAAGAUGAAACAGACCUUACUCAAGCUGGAGGAGAAAGAAGAGCGCAUGAAGCGCCAAGCAGAGUUCCUGUUGCAGAAGGGCAGGUGUCUAAAUGUGGCUUCUGAAUUCAGCACUGUGGCAGAGGAGUGUCUGUCCCGAGCGGUGAAGCUGCAGCCUGACCUCAUCGAGGGCUGGAACACCUUGGGGGAGCAGUACUGGAAGAAAGGAGACCUGAUAGCAGCCAAGAACUGUUUCACCGGAGCCUUGCAGCAGAGCAAGAACAAAGUUUCCCUGUGCAACCUAUCCAUGGUGCUGAGGCAGUUGCCACCAGCAGAUGGCGACACUAAGGGAAAGCUGGUGCAGGAAAGCAUGGACUUGGCCCAACAGGCUGUCCAGCUGGACGAGACAGAUGGGAGGUCCUGGUUUAUCCUGGGAAAUGCUUAUCUCCUCUUGUUUUUCAACUCUGGACAGAAUCCACAGCUGUCCCAAAAAGCUAUAGCCACCUACGCUCAGUCUGAAGAAGUGGACAAAGUUGCUUCAUCCUACCCGGAGCUGCAUUACAACAGAGCCAGCCUGUUCCAGUAUGAGGAGAUGUUCAACCUCGCGCUCGCUGGCUACAGCCGCGCGUUUGCGCUUGACCCCGAGUGGGAGGAGGCUGCAACUAAAGAGCAGCAGCUGCUGGACUAUCUGGGGAAAGUCACAGAACUCAUCCAGAACAAGGGGAAGGUGAAGGCGCGCCGCUUAAGGACGAUGCUGUCCAACCUCAACACCUCAGCUUUGGGUCCCUGCUUGUCACCAGAGUUCCGAUCCCCUUCCGGUCGGGUGGGCAGCCUGGAGCCCCGAACCCUGUCCUCCCUUAAGCACGGCGUCAACGUGGGCGUGGCCGCACUGGGCAAGGUGGUGUUCAGCCUGGCCUCUGAGGGUCGCUUAUCCUUUACGUUUGGGAUGGUGGACAGCGAGGAGACGUGCCUGGUGGUGAUGGUGUACAACAUGGCGGACAGCUGGGGCGUGCUGAUAGGAGACACUGUGGUGGUUCCUGAACCGCAGGUCAAACGUCACAGUGUUACGCACAGAGAUCAGACGUUCGACUUCAGAAGUAUAAGAGUCGACUCGCCUCUGCUCCUCAUCGUCAACGGCAAGCAUCAGAACCUCCGGAGUCAGAGCGCCGCCACUGUCAGCUACAAGCCUCACGAGUGAGCCGGCGACAUUAAGAAGGGAAA